Molecule: messenger RNA, 1272 nt
Organism: Boeremia exigua
Lineage: Eukaryota; Fungi; Ascomycota; Dothideomycetes; Pleosporales; Didymellaceae
Product: short chain dehydrogenase/reductase
Exons: 2
Coding region: 171-1169 (332 amino acids)
Molecular function (GO): oxidoreductase activity
Source: RefSeq, a predicted model, not a curated record
CAAGAAGAUAUGAAAGUUUGGCCUGUUUCCCGCCUUCUUACACUCGAUGUCAUGGAUCCAUCAUUACUGAUGCGUCGCGCGGACGUCAUGAUAAUAUCGUCCCUUGCUACGUCAAUAUAAGCGCCCACACGGCCCAUAUAAGUCUAUAAACUGCAAGUGACUGAGCUAUCAUGCUUCGCCUUUUCUCUCGGACCAUUCCCAGAAAUUCUAACGCGCUACGAUCCCGAUUUCAGCCAAAACUCAUUUACAACUUUGCAAGCAACAUGGCUCCCGGCAAGGCCAACACAGACGAGCUCAAGAACACAAAGCUAUUCGAUGUCUCGCACGUCACAGCUAUUGUUACAGGAGGAGGUACUGGCAUCGGGUUGAUGAUUACCCAGGCGCUGGUAGCCAACGGUGCCAAGGUCUAUAUAACCAGCCGACGCGAAGAGGUCCUAAAGAAGACCGAGGACCUACACGACCACGAGAAUGGCGAGAUUAUCCCCAUUGUAGCAGACGUCAGCGAGCCAGAGGAUGUCAAACGACUAUACAAAGAGAUUAGCGAGAAGGAGCCUGGGGGAAUCCAGCUGCUGGUAAACAACGCCGGUAUUGCACGCGACGACAACACUAAGUUCUCUACUGCUGGGCAGCCAAAUUGGGAGGAUGCACAGUCGGUCUCUGACCACUUCCUGAAAUCACCUCCCGAGUCGUGGGCCGACACCUUCAAGACCAACGUUGGCAGCAUCUUCUACAUGUCAAUGACUUUUCUGCCUUUGCUGGCCAAGGGUGGAGACAAGACCCCUGGGUAUACUUCCUCCAUCGUGAACGUUACAUCCAUUUCAGGUGCGAUGAAAGGCUCCAGCUCAGGACAGUUCGCAUACGCCUCCUCCAAGGCUUCAGCAACACAUCUGUCAAAGAUGCUUGCAACAACUUUCAUUGGCACGAAGGUCCGUGUGAACGUUAUUGCGCCAGGCGUGUUCCCGUCUGAGAUGACCACUGGCUCUUCCGAUAAGGAUAACAAAAGUGUCAUUGAGGGUGGGAUGUCGAAUCCUGCUGGCAGGCCCGGCAAGGACUCUGACAUGGCUGCUUCAAUUCUUAUGUUAGCUGGUCCAGGUGGCGUCUUCUACAACGAGCAAAUCCUGUACCCCGACGGCGGCAACACUCUCACUCAGCCCAGCUCAAAGACUUAAAGGCCUGAAAGAGUUGAGAGUCUACAAAUCCGAACGUUCUAUCUUGUCUUGCAAUCGUCAUGUCUGCCAGAAGCGAUCGGAUUGUUGUGUCAAAGUGCUUUGG